UAUAAAAAAUCAAUAAUGCCUGCAUAUGAAAAUUAGUUAAUUCGUGUCAAAUUGAUCAUUUCUCCCACUGUUCUACCCGGAGCUGAUGUUGACUCACGAGACCAACGGCUAUUCGGUUCGUCAUAGUAUUGUUGUUGAUACCACGAGUAAACAAUUGAUGUGAUGCGCUCACGUGAGAGCAAAUACUGGCUUUAAUUAUUUUUGCAUGAUUUUGCUUGGCAGCAAAAACAAAAAGUAUAAAAUAGCGAAGCAAAAAUUCUUAGUGCCAAUAAAAAAUGUGUGAUCGAAAUGCUUCAACAGCAUAGUCAUCGCGUCUCCGCAGACAAAGAGACAAACGAACGAUGCUGGAGUAAGGCAAGCACGCUCCACUCCAUACAGAAAUCAGAAAUAGCCCCGAAGCAAUAGUAGCACUCCGGCUGAUGGUGGUGACAGUAAAAGUGAAAAGCUACAUACAACAAUCAAUUAAGGCCAAUUACUAUUAAGCAGCCGACACCAUCGCGAUGGCCAAGGGGAGGGGAAGGCAAGUGGUAAUGAUUGCAAACGAACAAGCACGAGGCUUUGAAGUGCUGAGGCGAAUAGCGGCCGCCAACAGCCAACAGCCACCAGCCUCUAGACGCCAGUCGCCAGCUGUUACGUGAGUGGACCAAAAUUCCAGAUACACCAGCACACAAAAAAUAUUCGUAGGAAAUUGAAAGCGACUCUCGGGGAGUGGACGAAAUGAAAGCAAGAAAAAAAAUCAGCAUCACAACAAUGCACUGUGGAAGAUGGUUGGGCGUACUCGUAACGGCUGAACGGUUACAUUUCAGGGGUGUAUGGGGAUGGAGUGUCAAAAAGUUCAGAAGCUUCAAGGCAAUUUAAAAAAAUUUACACUUCAGACACUCAUUGAAAGUAAACAGCGAGUACAACAAUAACACAAACAGUUACAGGGAGCGCUUAACAUAGGGUCAUGAUGAGAGCAGCCAGCAGCCGAUGACGAUGACAGAAACAAAAACAAACCAAAGAAACUAAAACAAAAAACUACAGCAAAAACAAAAGCAGAAAUUAAAACAAAAUAUCGAAAGCUGUAGCAACGCGCAGCGCAAUAUAAUUUGGUUAUUUUGUAGUAUAAAAACAACAUAGCAGCAGCAGUGUCAGAGAACAAUGCGUUUGGAGAGAAGAAUACCCACAGCGACAGCCACAGCAAUAGCCACAUACUGAGUGUGCGCCAAACAGUGAUUGUGAACAGCGACAACGAUUUCCAACCGACAACGAUUGUGUUGACGAUGCCACAAAGCAGACAAGCGUGAUACACACAGCAUAGCACCCAUGCAGCAAGGUAGCUAGGCAGCUAGGCAGCUUACUAGCCACUCAUAUCCAUCCAUCCAUCCAUCUAACCAACCAACCAACCAACCGACCUAGCAGCCAGUCAACGGGCUUUAGACUAAACCUGAGUAACGCACUUACGAGCCAUACAAACAAUAAAACAACAAAAAACGAAAACGCUCACGACACACACUCUCACGGGCAACGCCGUUGUACUCGUGUACUCAUGGAACAACAAUGAGAUAUCCCGACAAAGGAUAACAGCCCUUGGAACACGUAGCCACACAAAAGCGACCGAAGUUUAAACCUUUCACUCAUACAACGACGAAAUCACUUAACAGCUGGUGGUGCACUGUGUAACUUGAACGCAACAACAUUAAACAAAAACAAAAGAGAAAAUUGACUUGAAGAAUUGCUAAAGGAGCAGCAUUAACAAGAUUUAGCAGGAGCAGCACCAGAAGAAGAAGAAGCGAAUAAAAAAAGAAGAAGCAUAAAACUAAAAAUUAAAUUUCUGAUCGAGACGACCGCAUUAUAUAAAUUAUAUAAUAUUUGAAAUCAAAGUAUAUCGACCGCAACAUGUCGAUAAAAGCCAGGAGAACGAAGCUGACGUUGCACACAACAUCGGUCAAAAUGAAGCUGACUUGACCAAAACGGCAACAAGGCGAACACGACGGCACAGCAAUUGGAGCGGCAGCAGCAACAUCAUUAUCGGCUGCAAUAAUAACGCAUUGGAGUUGGGGCAGUGGCGUCGGACUUGGUUGUGGUGCAACAAGCCACACUGGCUGUGGCGCCGUUGUCGGUCGUUGGCUCGCCCAAUGAUGCGCACCGUCACCACAUCGCCACACAUCAAUAGCCAACGGCUGCAAGCCAUCAGACAACUAAAUAUUUACUUUACUCUCUUGCGUGUAUACUGUAUGCUUGUACUUAAUUACUUUACGCCCAGAAUAAUAAGAAACGAUGCGCCAUCAUCAUCAGUUAAGGUUACGUAUACGCCCCAUUGCACCAACAGGAGGAGGAGGAGCAGGAGCAGCAGCAGCAGCAGCAGCUGCAGCAGUACUACCAGCGAUAGCCAUAGGUGCAGUAGAUGCAGGUGCCGGAGCAACAGUGCGGUUAAAUCAAACAUCAACGCCAAAGUCAACAGCAAUGAAUUUGUGUUUGUAAAAGCAAUCAACAGCAGGAGCUGGAGCAGGAGUAGAUUUGGUCGACAAUCGACAAGCAACUGCCAAUACAAAAACAAUAGCAAAUACAUGAAAGAGAAUAAGAGUAAGCAACGCAAAGUGCUCGCAUUGUUGUUGGCGUGCAGGCAGCAUUUACUCUUUGAUAUCGUUUAUAUAAAAUGGCUGCUUUUCGAGCAUUUUGCGAAUCACUUCAUUAACAUGCAAAUUGGGACAACACUUUUUGCCACAAAAACCACAACAACAGCAGCAGCAAAGACUGCAGCAAAAUCCAAAACAAUAGAAGCAGCAACAACAACAACAACAACAACAAACAAAACAACAGCAACCAUACUCACUUUCACUUCAAUCACUUGCACAAACACAACUGCGAAUGCAAAUACAAACGCAAACACAACCAGUAGUUCAGCAAUCAAAAGUUAUAGCCGAACAAGAAAAAGAAGAAGAAGAGGAAGAGGAAUUAGCACAAGCAGAUAUAGUAGUUGGUGCAGCAGUGGUAGCGACAACGUACACUUUAGCCAAUUGGCGCUUACGUUGACAAAGCCACAAUUCAUACGACUACAAGGAAUUUGCAUUAUAAGACUGAUAUCAUUAAAGAGAUUUCUUCAAAUUCCUAAGCAACAAUCAAAUAUAUUUCUUAAGCGUAUAAAAAACUGCCUGAGCGCGCUCAUCCCUGCUGUCAGCUGCCGCUCAGCAACGAUACGAGAUGCGCAUGUGAAAACGCCAACGGCAAGCAGUGCAGCAGAAACAACAGCAGCAACAACGAAAACAGCACCACCAACAACAGCAAUAAAAGGAGCAGUACCAGCGCUGGCAACGGCAACUGCGAUAACAGUGAGAACAGCGAAAGUGUUCGAAUUGUCACCUCAGCCGCAUAUGUCAACUUCACUUCCAGCGCUUUUGCAACAGCCGCUGCAGCCCUUACAGGCACAAUUAGAAUUAUCGCCACCGCCGCCACCGCCACCGCCACCGCAACCCCAACCACAACUAAUGCAUCAGUUGCGGCUGCAACAACAGCAAUUGAAAUUUUGCUGCGGUUUCUUGUAUCGCCGCGUAUUAGUGUUAGUGAAGUGCUUGUAUCAGCGCGCCCGUCUAACGGAUUAUUUUGGUGGCCGUUGGCAUUGGCGUUGUCGGCCAUUGCCGUUGUUGCAUCGCACGCUCACCGUGUUGAUUUUGUUAUCUUCCUUGUGGCAUGGCACUGAGUGUUUUCAUGGCAGCGUCAAGUUAAGUGCCAACACAGUAAAGACGAAAUAUGGCCUGCUGCGCGGCAUUGUGGUGCGCUCCAGUCCAUUGGUAGAAGCUUAUCUGGGCAUACCGUAUGCCUCGCCGCCCGUUGGAAGCUUAAGAUUUAUGCCACCCAUUACGCCAUCCACAUGGAAGAACGUACGGAAUGCCGAUCGCUUUUCGCCCGUUUGUCCACAGACGGUGCCGAUACCGCCCAAUGGCCCAGAAGCGCUGCUAGAAGUGCCGCGUGCACGCUUAGCGCAACUGCGCCGAUUGCUGCCGUUGCUGAGUAAUCAAUCGGAAGACUGUUUGUAUUUAAAUAUUUAUGUUCCAUAUGAAAAUCGGCGAAAGAGGCGCUCGACCAACAGCAUGGAGCACACGCACGAUCCACCUACAUCCUUGCUCGCCACAGUACUACUCAUACAUGGCGAAUCGUAUGAGUGGAAUUCAGGCAAUCCCUACGAUGGCUCAGAGUUGGCUGCGCACGGUAAUAUAAUUGUCGUGACCAUUAACUUUCGUCUCGGCAUAUUUGGCUUUCUUAAAACGGGCGGCAAAGAGAGUGCGCAGGGUAAUUUCGGUCUAAUGGAUCUGGUUGCUGGCUUGCAUUGGUUGAAGGAAAACUUGCCCGCUUUUGGUGGUGAUCCACAACGCAUCACGCUGUUGGGGCAUAGCACAGGAGCGGCGUUGGCCAACAUUUUGAUGGUGUCACCGGUUGCAAGCGAUCUUGUGCAGCGUGCAGCGUUGGUAAGCGGUUCUGCGCUUUCGCCAUGGGCCAUACAAAAGAAUCCGUUGUUUGUGAAGCGACGUGUAGCCGAGCAGACCGGUUGUCAUGGUGAUAUGUUAUACGAUGAUUUGGCGCCCUGUUUACGCACGAAAAGUGUGGCCGAGCUGUUGGCUGUCAAAAUUGAUCAUCCGAGAUUCCUAAGCGGCUUUGCGCCCUUCAUCGAUGGCACAGUCAUAUCGCCAAAUGCCGAUCCCGUUGGAGAAUUGACGCUGCCCUUAGGUUCAGCCAUAGUUAGUACAUCAGGAAUUGAAUUUGCAAACUUUCCAAAACGCGACCUCAUUUUUUGCCUUACCUCAGUGGAAUCGUAUCUGGAUUUGAGUGCACAAGAUUUGGAAUUUGGUUUUAAUGAGACACGACGUGAUCGUAUACUAAGAAUAUUUGUUCGAAAUAAUUUUCAUUAUCAUUUAAAUGAAAUAUUUGCUGUGUUAAAGAACGAAUAUACCGAUUGGGAGAAAGCCAUACGUAGUCCCCUGAGCUCACGUGAUGCUACGCUCUCGUUUUUGAGUGAUGGGCAUACAGCAGCAGCGCUUAUCAAGCUCGGCUACAUGCAUAGUUUACGCGGUGGUCGUAGUUAUUUUUUACAUUUUAAACACAGGACUAUCGAAGAGGAGUACCCGCAGCGAACCGGUUCCGUUCGUGGUGAAGAUGUGCCUUUUUGGUUAGGAUUACCCAUUUCACCACUAUUCCCGCACAACUAUACUACUCAGGAGAAACAGAUUAGUCGCCUUAUGCUGCGCUAUCUCGCGAAUUUUGCGAAAACGGGCAAUCCGAAUCAUUCAGGUUUAGACUUACCAUCCAUAACUGCAUCAACGUCCAGAUCGCCGGCAUAUAUAGCCCAGCUCAUAGAGCAAGGCAAAGUGAAACGCGCUUCCCUCAAGUCCCUAAAUGCCGUCAAUAAAUUUUUCAAUCUCACUAUGCCACAUCUAAUCGCCCUUCAACAAGGCAGUUUAAUGGAUGCACACGGCUCGUUAAAUCUUGCAUUGUUCUACAAUCAGCGGCGUAGCGGUGCAAUGCGCGAACGUCGGGCCUACUACAAACGUCACCUGCGCAACAACAACAACAACGACGAAUCGAAUGAGCUGCUGAAUGCUGCUAUCCGGUUUGGUACUGAUGAACCAACUCGCGGGGAACAUUUGCCCUUUUGGGACGCCUAUGAUGUUGUAAAUCAACUGUAUUUGGAAUUGGGCAACAAGGCGGAAGUGCAGAGUCACUAUCGUGGCCAUAAAUUGUCGAUGUGGUUAAACUUAAUACCACAGCUGCACAAGCAUUCUAAUAUCAAUGACCAAUCUAUGCGUCAUCAUCAGUUUCCGGAGGAUGUCAGUAAUCGCGAUUUAUACGAAGGUGUCGUUCGGCCACAAAUACAAACGAAACCGCCAGAUGAUGAGGAUAAAAUUGUGGUGAGGACGCCCAAAUCGACAGCACCGACAAUGGUUGUGAACAAUAAUACAAAGACUGGCGGCAAUGCUUUAGCAGGCACCGUAACUACAGAAUGCAAUCCCGAUGGUACCGUAUAUGUGAAUGUUGGCGAUAGCCCAACCACGCAACAGCCUGUGGCAUCUGACAAUCGCUCAAUGGUGGAAGGUGGCACUCAGCAAAAGGAUUUGGCCACCGCCUCCACAGGAAUCAUAGGCAAUCUGGAAAUGUUUCGUCGUCUUAGUGGCAAGCAAUUUCCAAGUUACACUACUGCUCUUAUAGCCACCGUUGCCGUUGGUUGCUUCCUGCUCACACUAAACAUACUCAUCUUUGCCGGCAUCUAUCAUCAGCGCGAGAAGCGAGCACGUGACGCCAAAACCAAAGAGGAACUACAAGAUAAUGACACAAGCAAAAACUCCAGCAUACUCAAAUUGAAUGCAAUCGCCGAUGAUGAUGGCAGUGUACAUUUUGAUGACCUCACUGGCAAGGGCACAAUGAUUUUCGGCGAGUACAACUACUACGAUGAGAAACCAAAGCCGGGCAAGGAGGAGAAACUGCUGGUCGAUUUGCCGCCAAUACAAACAACGGCACAUAUGGAAUUGAAUUGGCCCGCCGGCUCUACAAGCACAUUAGAUUUACUGAAAACGAAGCAUCAUCAUCACAACACUUUGGACGCGCCCACAUACAGCGGCGCCAGCAAAGAAGCCAACGAUAUGCAACAACAACAACAUCUACAAGCCAUCAGCAGCGUUGAAAUGGCCACUUACAAUGCGCAGAUGCCCAUCGCGCCCAGCAUUGCUAUACUGGAAUCAGCCAUGAUUGCGCCCGGCAGACGCAGCUCAUUUGCCGCCAGUGGCAGUCAAACUUCGAUGCAGUUCGAUUACGCUGUACAAUCGUCGGAUCAGCUAUCGUUUAAGGAAAUCGAAGAUGCUGUCAAAGCGUCCACCGAUGAUAUUAUCAAUGAUAUGGACGAUGAUAUACCAGAACCACCACCGCCGCCAAGAUCCUUUCAAAGCGCACACCAUCAGCUACAACAACAACAACAACAACAACAGCAGCAAGGUGGCAUACUGCGUUCAUCCGGCUCAAAUACGGUUUCGAGCACGAGCGGCAAGAAACGUGUACAUAUUCAAGAGAUUUCAGUUUAGUCGAACUCAAAUACGAAUACUCUAAUGUAGGUAACGCAUACAAUUACUAAUGAAUACUAAAUAUAAUGAAUAUCGUACAAUGUACUUCUCAUAUGUAUGUAUGUAUGUAUUUACAAAACCUCCUAUUUCGCUUUCAUUUGCUUUGGGAGAAAAUCUUCUGAUACUAUAAUUUCGACAUUUUCAUCACCAAAGUUUCCUUUGCCUUUCUACUGAUGAAUUCCAUUCAAAUAUAGUUUCUCGUACAGGACAUUUUACUUGCAUGCAUUUGUAUGUGUUAGAAACAAAGAGUUCCAUCAUCUAAGUACUAUAACUGUAAAACAUAUUGUGUAUUGUACUUCUAUUUUACAUAAAUACUAAAUUAAGCAAAAUACUCGCUGCACUUCGGAGAAUUCACGUUUAAUUUCGAAGCCAUUUUUUCAGCUGCCCGAACUGGCCAGCUGGCUUCUUAUUUAGCAAAUAAAUCUAUCAUAUUCUGCUGUAAAUUAUUAUAUAUUGUAUUUACUUAUUAUAUUUAAGAAUUUUCAGAUGAAAUACGUGCAUGUAUUUGUGCGUAUUAAAAUAAAAUAAUUAUUUAUUGUAUAAUAUUGUAUGGUGACUAUAUGAAUGUAAAUGUAA
This is a messenger RNA of Anastrepha obliqua, 7661 nucleotides long. RefSeq lists its product as uncharacterized. Gene Ontology annotation, molecular function: signaling receptor activity; neurexin family protein binding. Bases 2118 to 7046 code for a protein of 1642 amino acids. The record is from RefSeq and is a predicted model, not a curated record. Gene Ontology annotation, biological process: chemical synaptic transmission; postsynaptic membrane assembly; neuron cell-cell adhesion. NCBI's taxonomy places the organism in Eukaryota, Metazoa, Arthropoda, Insecta, Diptera, Tephritidae. The transcript is spliced from 13 exons. Gene Ontology annotation, cellular component: cell surface; postsynaptic membrane; synapse.